CCCGGCGCGGCCGUUGCCUCCGCUGCCGCCCCGCCCGCCCCGACCGCGCGCUCGGUACGUGUUGGGGUCGGGCCUGCGCGCGAGGCCGGGAGGCGGGGAGGCGGGGAGCGGGCGGCCGUGGCCGCUGAGGCCGGAGGGGCGGGCGCGCCCCGCGGGGCUCCCCUCUCGGAUCCGGCGGACGUGACGGCGCGGUGAGUGUGACCGCCCCGCGGGGACGCGGAGACCCUCGCGCCCGCCCGCGCCUGCAUGGGGGCGGCGCCCAGCCUGCCCGGGGCCCGCGCCGGGCCGCGCGCGCACAGACUCGGCGCCAUGGACGCUCUGUCGGAAGCAAACGGCACCUUCGCCUUGACGCUUCUGAGGAAGCUGGGUGAAGACAACUCCAAAAACGUGUUUCUCUCACCCAUAAGCAUCUCCUCUGCCCUGGCCAUGGUCUUCAUGGGGGCGAAGGGAAACACCGCGGCCCAGAUGUCCCAGGCACUUUCUCUAAGCAAAAGCAGCAGCGGAGGUGGAGAUGUCCACCAGGGUUUCCAGAACCUUCUCACCGAAGUGAACAGGACCAGCACACAGUACUUGCUCAGAACCGCCAACAGGCUCUUUGGAGAGAAGACUUAUGAUUUCCUCUCGUCUUUCAAAGAUUCCUGCCGCAAAUUCUACCAAGCAGAGAUGCAGGAGCUGGACUUUGUCAACGCUGCGGAGGAGUCCAGGAAGCACAUAAACACCUGGGUGGCCCAGAAGACAGAAGGUAAAAUUACAGACUUGCUGUCUCCAAAUUCAGUGAACCCCAUGACUUGUCUGGUUCUCGUGAACGCCAUCUACUUCAAAGGAAACUGGGACAGUCAGUUUGACAAAGAGCACACCAAGGAAAGGCCGUUCAAAGUCAGCAAGGAUGUGGAGAAACCUGUGCAAAUGAUGUUUAAGAAAUCCACCUUUAAAAUGACCUACAUCGGGGAGAUAUUCACGAGGAUCCUGGUACUUCCCUACGUCGGCGGAGAGCUGAACAUGAUCGUCCUGCUGCCGGACGAAACCACGGAUCUGAGAACGGUGGAGAAGGCGCUCACUUACCAGAACUUCGUCGAGUGGACGAAGCCGGACAUGAUGGACGAGGAGGAGGCGGAGGUGUUCCUGCCCCGGUUUCAGCUGGAGGAGACCUACGACAUGGAGGGCGUCCUUCGCAGCCUGGGCGUCCGCGACGCCUUCGAGGACAAGGCGGACUUCUCCGCCAUGUCGGCCGGGAGCAACCUGCGCCUGUCCAGGGUCGUGCACAAGUCCUUUGUGGAGGUCAACGAGGAGGGCACGGAGGCGGCGGCGGCCACUGCCGCCACCAUGAUGCUGCGCUGCGCCAGAAUCACCCCCAGGUUCUGCGCCGACCACCCUUUCCUCUUCUUCAUCCAGCACAGCGGGACCGGCGGGCUUCUCUUCUGCGGCCGGUUCUGCUCCCCGUGAGCGGCCGCCGCUGCCCGGCCCCGGGUCCCGCCGGCCCUCUGGCUUCUGCCGCCCCGCCUUCCCCGAUGUCCCCUGAGUGCCUGCACCCAGCGUGGCCUCGGUGCCGCCCUGAAAAUAAAGGGCCUGCUGG
Molecule: messenger RNA, 1573 nt
Organism: Hippopotamus amphibius kiboko
Lineage: Eukaryota; Metazoa; Chordata; Mammalia; Artiodactyla; Hippopotamidae
Gene: SERPINB6
Product: serpin family B member 6
Exons: 7
Coding region: 247-1443 (398 amino acids)
Biological process (GO): negative regulation of endopeptidase activity
Cellular component (GO): cytoplasm
Molecular function (GO): serine-type endopeptidase inhibitor activity
Source: RefSeq, a predicted model, not a curated record